AUGGGCAAAGGAAUAAUAGUCGCUAUUAUUCCGCAGUUUGAAAUUGUGCUUUCUGAAGCAUACGCAAGAGAGGAUUGUGCGGUUGGCAGCGCACGUCUAGCUCUUGCAUUGAUAUCUCAGAUCUUUAGUCCACAGCGACUGACAAUACCAGGAUUGUCUCAUAUUGCAACACACAUAACCAGGUUUCUCAGCAUUGGCGGUUAUCACAUUGCUGAAUCUAUAACAAAAAACAAGGAAUAA
This is a messenger RNA of Paraglomus occultum, 240 nucleotides long. Lineage: Eukaryota; Fungi; Glomeromycota; Glomeromycetes; Paraglomerales; Paraglomeraceae. The record is from the annotation of a GenBank genome assembly.